This is a messenger RNA of Engraulis encrasicolus (European anchovy), 1648 nucleotides long. RefSeq names its product transmembrane protein 59 (gene tmem59). NCBI's taxonomy places the organism in Eukaryota, Metazoa, Chordata, Actinopteri, Clupeiformes, Engraulidae. The coding region runs from base 61 to 1044 and encodes 327 amino acids. The transcript is spliced from 8 exons. The record is from RefSeq and is a predicted model, not a curated record. Gene Ontology annotation, biological process: positive regulation of autophagy. Gene Ontology annotation, cellular component: lysosome; late endosome.
UAGAACGCAAUGAUCAAGGAAGUGUGAAAUUGUCGUUCAACAAGCUGUUUUGCUACAGAAAUGGGAGCGACAGGUCCCUACAGAAUCAUGCUGGGGCUGCUUUUGACGAUAACUUGCACCUUAACAGCGACUGCAUCGUCAGAUGCAUUCGAUGGAGUUUUGGGCAACACUGCCUUUUGCCACAAAACAUGUCAGAUGACCUACAGUUUGCAUACUUACCCACGGGAUGAUGAACUCUAUGCUUGCCAACGAGGUUGUCGUCUGUUUUCCAUAUGCCAGUUUGUCGGUGAAACAGAAGACCUUAACCAAACUAAAUCUGAGUGCGAGUAUGCUUGCCAUGAGGCGUACUCCCAGGCUGAUGUGCAGUAUGCCUGCAAUCUUGGAUGUCAAAGCCAACUUCCUUUCGCCAGGCAGAGACAAGAACAGCUUUCAGCCAUGAUGCCAAGGAUCCAUUUACUCUACCCUCUGGCCUUAGUCAGGGGCUUUUGGGAUGAUGUCAUGAGCCAGGCUCACAACUUCAUCAUGUCCUCCUGGACAUUCUACCUGCAAGCAGAUGACGGAAAAGUUGUUAUUUUCCAGUCCGAACCACAAGUUCAGUUUGUCCCUCAGCUUGAAUAUCAGAUGGAAGAGGAAGAGGUUCCACAGAGAUCAUUCCAAGGAUUAGGCAGCCCCGUUUACAAAGAUUACCAUCGCGGCUACAUUCAGGAGAGAGACAGGGAUAUGUUUGUGGACCGGAGUGGGGAUGAGUCGAGCCUUUUUGGAUGCCUGUCAAGGAACCCAUGGCUUCCAGGCUGGAUUCUGACCACCACUCUGGUUUUGUCUGUUCUUGUUCUGAUUUGGAUCUGCUGUGCCACAGUGGCUACUGCUGUUGACCAGUAUGUUCCUGCUGAGAAGCUAAGCAUCUAUGGAGAUAUUGAGGUCAUGAAGGACCAGAAGCUUACACCAUACCCACCAUCCUCUCUGGUGAUCAUCACCUCCACUGAGGAAGAAUGUGAAGCAGGGCCCCUGCCACCAAAAGUCAGUUUGGAUCAGUCUAACAUCUAGAAAUUGAAAACAUCAUCAAUCCACUCCGAUAUCUGUGGGUUCACUGGGUAGGCGGGGAAAUGAGAAAAGAUGAGCCCUGCAUUUUGGUCUUAUUCUUUAGCAGUUCAUUUUUUUCACUUGGAAUUGCUACCUUGAUUUCUUGCACAUUUUCUAUAAUGUUCCCCUUUUAGCCUCUAAAAAGAUAUUGGGAGGUGGGGGAGGGGUGAUUAAUUGUGUCUAUAUAUUGGCAUGAUUGAAUUGCUACAUUGUCAAUGAUGGCCAAGUUUCAUAGAUUUAUAGAUUGUUUACCUGGUUUUGUGGGAUCCAUCUAGAAUGAAUUGUUUUUUCCCCUGCUUUCCUGAAACAAUAAUGAUGUGUUAUCUACAGCUUUGAUUCAAGAGGUUGUGGUAAAUGGCUUUCUGUGGGGUAUCUAAUGCUGAACUCUGGCUGUAACUGAAGUCGUGUUGUCUCUAGUACAGAGGAUGGAGCAUAUCAACAACCUGAAACAUUGGGCUUAAUGGGGAAGUGUAACAGUAACAUGCUCCUUGAUUACUGUCAGAGAUAAGAAUGUGUUUUUAUUAAAUUCUGCUGUGUUUUUUUUCCUGAAUAAAACUUUUAAAACACA